Molecule: messenger RNA, 543 nt
Organism: Prorocentrum cordatum
Lineage: Eukaryota; Dinophyceae; Prorocentrales; Prorocentraceae
Source: the annotation of a GenBank genome assembly
AUGCUCAAAUGGGCUCGAGCGCCGACCAACGGACCACUGAUGAUGCGUAACGUGCCAACCACUCUUUCCCGGGACGAGCUGGUCGAUCUGUUGAACCGCAUGGGUUUCGAGGGACAGUUCGAUCUUGUGUAUCUUCCGAUGCAUCUCGCGUCGAAGAUCAAUUUCGGGUAUGCGUUUGUAAAUUUGCUGGCCCAUCAGCAUGCAAUGCGGUUUUGGAAGGUAUUCCAAGGUUUUUCAUCGUGGCCUGCAUCUGGAUGCUGCAAAGUGUGUGCCGUGAGUUGGGGAAACGUGCAGGGAUUUGGGGCGAAUUUUGCGCGAUAUCGUAAAAGCGCCAUCAUGCACAACCAGAACCUACCAGAUCUUUACAGGCCAGCUAUUUUCCACAAUGGCCGGCAGGUCUUGCUCCCGCACACGGCCCCGGAACCCCAGGCGAUGCUGGAGUGCUCGUCCUCGGAUCCAGGGACGCAGAGGCUUCGCCGUUCCUGCGGGCAGUUCGUCCGCGUUCCGGCCCGCCCGAACAUACACAGCACGAUCGUCGAGUAA